CACGAAUAAUUAUUGAGGUUGGAGUCUUCGUUCAGUCCCUUGCUAUGGCUCCAGAUAGACCGAGAUGUAUCAUGCAACAAACUCGCGGGCGCGGCUUUUCCUAUGAUGCUCAGGGGCUAUAGACCCAACACCACUGACUCCUCACAAUGCCACGAAGACCUGUCAGCCUUCAAAGCGGCGACAGCACAAAUCUUAGACCAGAGCCUCGGCUACUGAAGGCCGUCGAGAGGAACGACGUGCGACAAGUCCAAGAUGUGAUCGAGGAUGUUCAGAAUGAACGCCACUUUGGCACAACCCUCCUAUCGGUUGGCCUGGUUCGAGCCUGCGACAAAGGACUUGUCGAUGUCGCCAGAUAUCUAUUGAUCCGGGGAGCUGAUCCGGACUAUGCCACUGGGAAUAAACCUCCAGCAUUGCUUAGAGCCGCCGAGCAUGGACAAGCAGAACUCAUCGAGGUUUUGAUCGAUCAUCGUGCCAACCUGGAAGCCAAGGACAAAAAGGGCCGCACUGCUCUGAUGACUGCAGCGUGGAAAGGUCAUGGCACCAUCGUGGAGCUUCUCGUAUCUCGUGGCGCCCACGUCGAUACUCUGGACAAGCGGCGUCGAAACGUGUUACAUAACCUUGCGGCAGAUCAGGGCGACAAAAGACAUUUCACGAGUGCAUCAGACCGGCCGAAACGCAGAUGCGGCAUGGGCAUUGUGCACUAUCUACUUCAGGCCGGGGUCAAUAUCGAUGCUGAAGAUGAGCUUGGCCGUACAGCUGUUCAUUGGGCCUGUGUCACAGACCACGAAGACCUGCUCAGGAUCCUGCUGAAAACGCGCUUUGGUGGUGCCUCGCCUCAGGCCCGGGUCAACGCAACAGAUAUGCGUAUGAAAAGCCCCCUACAGCUGGCUGCGUCCAACAAUCGCGACAACCUGGCGCGAAUCUUGAUCGAGCAUGGAGCCGAUGUACACUCGAAAUCUGAUGGCGACUGGUCAGCUCUUCACAAUGCUUGUCAAUCUUCUUCUGGUGCUCUGGUACAGAGACUAGUCGCUGCUGGUGCGGACGUGAAUGGCCAACUCCUGAACGGUAGAACGCCUCUGCAUGUUGCUGCGGAAUUCGGCAACAUCGAUGCUGCUGAAUGCCUGCUGGGGACCUCGGGGACCAGGCGAUCGGUCAAAGAUCGCUUCGGGAACACUCCAUUACUCAUUGCGGCCCAGAAGGGCCAGAUAAAGAUCGUGGAGAUGCUCGCGCCUUGGAAUCACGUCAAAGAGCUCUCUGCGGACGAAGUGGAGGCAGCGCAACAGUUUAGUGCAACGAUUGUUGACUUUGACCACAAGGACUUCAAUCGAGUGCAGCGUCGAUCGGUGUAUGAAUUGCUGUAUGCUCGCAGCGCGAAGGAUCCCUCGAAACACUCAAUCAGUACAUUACCAGAAAUGACCAAAGCUACACAAUUCCGCUGGAUCCACUUACCAGCGAACAAUCUCACGUGGUGUGAUGCAUUGCUCACGAAACGUUUCAUCGAACAAGGAGCUACGGACGUGGAGGGAUACAAGGCUCUGGCGUCUGCUUUCAAUCAUCAGCAUCGGGGUCAGCAACACCAUUCACGUUUUAUGCGGCCCAUGUGCCAGGUGGUUCAGCGAUUGGAGGCAGACCUGGAAGAAUCUGGACCACCUGCAGUCGUCGUAGAGGAGCCAGCCAGCCUUUCGCCCUUUCCAGGCACUCCAACUAGGAACAAGAGCUUCGAGAAGCUCGAUAGAUCGAAGCUAGAGGCUUCUCAGAGCGAAGAGCCUGAUACCAUUGCUGGAGCACAACAUGCCAGGUCCAAGAAUAAGUCUCCCAAGCCCCAGCGACAGAGUACGACGGACACAAACUCGACAAUGGCUGCCUCUGAUGCAUCAGUCGACCCCCGGCUGAAUGGCCGACCUGGCAAACCACAAGCCCAGCGGCAAGAGACGACGUCGACGACAGCCACCGCGUCAACAAGUACGAAUAGAAAGACUGCCAAGGCUGCGACUGCGGCAGCGAAGACGUCGAAAGAGGCACGCAAGCCGUCAACGAGACAGUCGACCAAGAGUAGCGUAGGCAAGAGUGGCAGCACGCCUUUGAGAAGACUUCAAAGCUCGCGCAGCAUCUUCAUGUUCAUGCCGUACCUCCAUUUCGAGACAGACCGCCGGCGCCGCGAGAUGCAGAUGGCAAUGCAAAAUCCGCAAAGACACACGAUAGCUGCAGUGCCGGAUGAAGUGUUGAUCCGCGCGCAUCUCAGCAAGUCUGCCUCUUUCUUGCAUGUCCGACGCACACUCGACCAGUUCUUCUACCACAACAUUGAUACCAGUGUCCGCGAUAGUGACCAGGUGGUGUAUCGGUUCCAGGAGAAACAUCACAAAGACCAGGAAGGUGGACCGAAGAUAUUCAUGGUAGAUCAGCUCUGGCUCUGGAUUCUCGGCAAAGACUUGGUUGUGACGAGUUUCCCUCAGCGCUGGCGACAACCACGAAACGAUCCUCUCAAUGUUCUGGAAGGGAUUAUCGAGGAUAUCAACUCGAAGACGAGAGAGCCGGUGCAAGACGUGUAUGAGCUGGCCAUGACGAUCGCGGGAAGAUGCUUCGGCACGUUUGACAGACAUCGAAAGGGCGACGACGAGUUUCAAUUCCUUGACAUGUUCGAGAGCUCCAUCGGUGCUGCCAUGGACAACGAGGCGUCGCUGUUCCAAGGGUUCUCCAAGGCGAGUCGUCAAGCGUCGGACUGGUUGCAGAGUCAUCAAAAACCCAACAGGUUCUCCAAGCACCUCGAAGCCGACUCCAAAGCAUACGAACACACGGUCAAGAAACAUCCGGAUCGGUAUGAUGAUAUCGAUCCUACCGAUACGAAUCCAGCCUUCAUCAACCAGUUGCUAGACGUGGGCGCAGAGACUGAUUUACUUGCGGAAAUCAAAGAUAUUCGAGAUGAGCUCGACAUCAUCCGCAUGGUCCUAGAUCACCAGAAACAUCUCCUGCCCGAGUUCAAGGAUGCAGUCAAGGCCGUCUACCAAACCGAACGAUCACACAUGCGAGUCCGCAAGUGCGACAAAGCGUUUGAUGAACAGGAGAAAACCAUCUCCAAUCCCAUCAAGGACAUCAAUCGCAUGGAAGUACAAGCCAACCGCGUCUACGAAAGCAUCCGAUCUCUUCUCGACUUGAAGCAAAAGCACGCCAACGCCUUUGAAGCUCGAUUCGCACGCGAUUCCGCCGCGGGAACGCACCGCCAAGGCCAAACCAUCAUGGUCUUCACCAUCGUGACCAUCAUCUUCCUCCCGCUCUCCUUCAUCACCGCCUUUUUCGCCGUGAAUAUCGAACAAUUCCCCCAUCCGGGCGGUGUAGGCUCCAGCGCGGAAAUCCCCCUGGAAUAUGCUUCCGCGUACAUUUUCGGUAUUGGACUCGCCAUUUCUGUGCCCGCCAUCGCCGUGGCGCUCUCGGUGGAUCAGGUCAAUAAUACUUGGGUGCGAGCGCGGAUGUGGUGGAGGAGGAGGAAGCGAUCCAGAAGAACAACAGUAGAUGACAUGGAGGAGCUCCUUCAGAAAAGAGAGUCGGACGCGAGACAGAUGGAAAUGACGUUGUCGAUGGCUAAGAGCAUGAGACGAAGUGUGGACUUUUAUGCGUAUGGUAGCCACGGGAAAGUUUUGAGUCCGCCGCCGUUGGGGAGAGGAAGAAGUGAAGAAGGCGAUAAUAAUUAUUAUCUCAGGCGGAAGAGCAGACCUGAGAGACGUGUCGAGAUUGACCUGGAGCGUGGUAGAAAGAAUGCGAGGACGGAUCUCUUUUGAGGGAGCAUUUCACAUUUCUUUCUUUUUUUUUCUGCUUCUGUCCUUUUUUCUGUCCGUUUACCGAGAUCUUCCAGCAGUUCUGGCUCUCCGAAGAAAGAAAGAGAAAAGUUAAACACGCAGAUAUUGAGCACAUCAAACAAAU
Molecule: messenger RNA, 3915 nt
Organism: Sphaerulina musiva SO2202
Lineage: Eukaryota; Fungi; Ascomycota; Dothideomycetes; Mycosphaerellales; Mycosphaerellaceae
Exons: 2
Coding region: 147-3773 (1208 amino acids)
Biological process (GO): transmembrane transport; metal ion transport
Cellular component (GO): membrane
Molecular function (GO): protein binding; metal ion transmembrane transporter activity
Source: RefSeq, a predicted model, not a curated record